This is a messenger RNA of Opisthocomus hoazin, 819 nucleotides long. NCBI's taxonomy places the organism in Eukaryota, Metazoa, Chordata, Aves, Opisthocomiformes, Opisthocomidae. The record is from RefSeq and is a predicted model, not a curated record.
AUGGCGGAAGAAAUUUGGUUACAUCUGCUUUUCUAUGCUCCUUGGUGUCGAGCUUGUCGACAGAUUGAAUUGACGUGGGAGAGCUUUGCAAAGGAAAGCAAACAUCUAGAUAUCACUGUGGGAAAGGUGGAUGUCAGUCAAGAACCAGGCUUGAGUGGUCGUUUCUUUGUCACAACACUUCCUACAAUUUACCAUGCACAUGAUGGAGUGUUUCGGAGAUACCGAGGCUCACGGACAUUGGAAGAUCUUCAAGGUUAUGUUUUAGAGAGAAAGUGGGAAGCUGUGGAGCCUGUAGCAGAAUGGAAGUCUCCAUCUUCUAUAAUGAUGCAUGGCAUGGCAGGGCUGUUUCACCUCUCCAGAUGGAUCAGACAAAUUCAUAGCUACCUCACUGACACUCUUGGAAUUCACGUUUGGAUUUCUUAUGCAGUCUUCAUCUUAGCUACCUUAUUGAUUGGCCUGUUCCUGGGUUUGAUCCUGGUUUUGAUUUCAGACUGCCUUUGCCUAUCCAAGUCAAAAUACAGAGGUGAAACAUCUGAAGCAAUUACAAAGGAUAAUGUGGAGAAUGCGGCAUUAGAAGAACCAGAGGAGGCUGCAGAGCUUUCCGCAGAUGAUGCAGAAGAGACUGCAGAUGUAAAAGAUCUCUCAGACAGAGAAGACGCAGCAAAUUCAAGUGCUGAUGACUCAGAGGAGGAUUUAGCACUUGGAAAAGAAUCAGGGGAAGAAGAAAUGGAAGACUUAAGUGAACAACCUUUAGCUGAUUCAGAGACUGAAAGCUCAGUAAGACAGCGUAAAAGUCAAGUGGCUGAUAAUGGACUAUAG